GAGGGAAAGGAAUUCGCAUUGAACGGCAUACGCCAUGAGGAUUGCGGAAGUUUCUUGAAGAGAACGUUCGAUACUGCGUGCGUGACUUUGUGAGAUGUUUUUUUAUUAUAUAUAAUUGAUUAAUAAAAAGGAAAAAAAUCUGUUUUUUAAACGCCUAUAAAUAUGGAGUUGAGUUGAGAACAUCAAUUCAGAGCACCUCGUCUGUUUUUUAACCUUGCUAACUUUAAAUAAUUCACAAAUCCUUACCCUAAAUCAAUUCUAUUUUCUUAGAUUUAGAAUUCUCCUACCCAAUACAAAAAAGUAAUGAAAGGAAACAAGUCUUACGGCAAUGGGUCAUCAUGGGCAGACCAAUCGGACUACUCCGAUCCAGCGGCUGCCACUAGUACUGCGAACGAGAAGAAAAGCAGCAGCGGUGGGGCAACCGCCAAGUACAAGCAGAAGGUCGGGGAUGGGCUUGAGAAGACCAAAUCUGUGGCUUCAACUGGGAUGAAGAAGGUCAAACAAGGAACCUCCUCUGGGCUUCAAUGGAUCAAGGACAAGUAUCAUAAAAGUACCCACAAGCAUUAGGAUUAUUAGACUUUGUUUAUAUUCCUUUUGGCUUUCCUUUAACUGGUUUUAAUUUUAUUCAUUCAUCUACCCAUAAUGAUUUAUUCCUCUGUUUUGAUGUAAAACUGCAAAUUAUAUCAUAAUAAUAGAUCAAUAUUGCUUUGUUUUAUUUUUGGGCAGCCAAAGAGCUCAGUCUGCGAGUAUUAUAUGUAUGACUGAUGGCGUCUAAAGCCAACCCGGUUCACCGUCUCUUUUAUUACAA
Messenger RNA from Gossypium arboreum, 808 nucleotides. RefSeq lists its product as uncharacterized. Bases 304 to 567 code for a protein of 87 amino acids. The transcript has a single exon. Lineage: Eukaryota; Viridiplantae; Streptophyta; Magnoliopsida; Malvales; Malvaceae. The record is from RefSeq and is a predicted model, not a curated record.